CAUUUUUUAGCAAGAGCCUGCUGUCAGAAUACAGCAAGUGGUUUUAGUUAUUCGUUCAUUUGGUGCUCAGAGAGGUAAUGCCAGCCCAAAAAAUUACGACAAGGCGUAGUUAGGGGCGUAAAAUGUGUAUUACACCUUACAAAAGGCAAUGUGAUAAAAUCAUUCCACUAGCAUCAAUUCGGACUUUUGUUCCGAACUGACGGUUGAUCGUGUGAGAGAAUUUUAGUUGUCAUGAGAACUUGAAGUGUUAUAUGAUUUGUGUUCUGUUUAAAAAUUGUUUACGCAUACGGUCUGUAUAUGAUAUAAUCUACUUAAACGGGAACGAAAUCCCAGAUUUUCAUGGAUCCUACAUGGAUUGGGCGAUAUUUUCCGUUCCCAUAGAUAUUCCGCGGCAUAUGUUCCGUAGUCAGUUUCGUAGUGUCAGUGCUUGUAGUUUGUUUAUAAGGAUUUAGAAUGGCGAGGCAACUCGUCCCUGGUCAACAAAAGUUGGCAGAAAAGUUAUCCCUUAUUAAUGACAGGGGUACUGGCAUGCUGACAAGGAUUUACAACAUCAAAAAGGCAUGUGGUGAUGCAAAAUCAAAACCAGGAUUUUUAUCUGACAAGACAUUGGAAUCUUCAAUAAAAUAUAUUGUUAGACGAUUUCCUAACAUUGACAUAAAGGGAUUGCAGGCAAUCACACAAAUCCGCAGUGAAAUCAUCAAGUCGUUAUCACUCUACUAUUACACAUUUGUUGAUUUAUUGGAUUUUAAAGACAAUGUGUGUGAACUCCUGACUACUAUGGAUGCUUGUCAAGUUCAACUUGAUAUUACUUUAAAUUUUGAGUUAACAAGGGCUUACCUUGAAUUGGUAGUCACAUAUGUAACUCUUAUGAUGCUUCUGUCAAGGGUUGAAGACAGAAAGGCUGUUCUGGGCCUUUUUAACGCUGCCCAUGAAAUGGUACAUAAUCAAAGUGAUCAGAGUUUUCCUCGCCUGGGUCAGAUGAUAAUGGACUAUGAUCCACCCAUCAAGAAGCUCUCAGAAGAAUUUGUGCCUCAUGCCAAACUGCUUGUUACAGCGCUUGUGUCCUUAUGUCCAAUUUAUGGCAACAGAAAUCUUUCUGCAGAAAAAUGGAGGUCAGACCAAAGACUUAGUUUGGUUGGGAACCCAGGCCAAUUGUUGAAACCUUCACAAACUGCUACAAUGUCUUGUGAAUACCUCUCACUUGAUACAAUGGAACGGUGGAUUAUUUUUGGCUUUAUGCUUUGCCACCAAUUUCUAGGGCAAGAUAAGCCACAGGAUUGGCCCAAUAAACUGUGGCUUAGCGCUCUGGAAUCAAGCUGGGUCAUUGCUCUUUUCCGUGAUGAAGUUCUAUUUAUACAUUCAUAUAUUCAAAACUUCUUUGAUGGCAUUAAAGGAUAUGGGAAAAGGAUUUCAGAAGUAAAAGAUUGCUACAAUCAAGCCAUACAGAAAGCUGCACACCGUCAUCGGGAAAGGAGAAAAUUUUUAAGGACAACACUGAAAGAGCUUGGUUUAAUCCUGACUGAUCAACCUGGACUCCUAGGACCAAAGGCAUUAUUGAUAUUUAUUGGUCUUUGUUGUGCAAGAGAUGAAGUAUAUUGGCUCUUGCGACAUAAUGAUAAUCCACCUCAGCAGAAGAGCAAAGGGAAGACGGCAGAAGAUCUGGUUGAUCGGCAGUUGCCGGAAUUGCUCUUUCACAUGGAGGAAUUGCGAGUUCUGGUGCGGAAGUACAGUCAAGUUAUGCAGCGGUACUAUGUUCAGUACCUUACCGGAUAUGACGCCAUUUCUCUAAACCAGAUGGUUCAGAAUCUCCAAGUGUGCCCUGAAGAUGAGAGUAUAAUUCUGUCCUCUAUCUGCAGCACCAUUCAAAGUGUCUCUGUGAAACAAGUCGAAGAGAAUGAGGUGUUUGAUUUCCGAGCAAUUAGAAUUGAUUGGAUCAGACUUCAGGCAUACACUUCUGUGAGCAAGGCACAACUUAUUCUGUCAGAAAAUCGUGAUCUGGCCUCCCUUCUUGACACAGUAGUUUUCCAUACCAAAAUGGUAGAUUAUUUAGAUGAGAUUCUGGUGGAGACAUCAGAUUUAUCCAUAUUCUGCUUUUACAACAAGAUAUUUGAAGAUCAGUUCCACAUGUGUCUGGAAUUUCCUGCUCAGAAUCGUUACAUUGUUGCUUUUCCUCUGAUAUGUGGUCACUUCCAGAGCUGCACCCACGAUCUGUGCCCAGAAGAGAGGCAUCACAUACGAGAGCGAAGUUUGUCUGUAGUGAAUAUGUUCCUUGAUGAAAUGGCCAAGGAGGCAAAAAAUAUAAUCACAACAAUAUGUGAUGAACAAUGCACAAUGAGUGAUAAGCUGCUUCCAAAACACUGUGCCAUUUUGAUUUCUCAAGUGGUAAACAGAAAGAAGAAGGACAAAAAUAAGAAAAAUGCUCCUGAAAUAGCAAAGCCUGGUGUAGAGAGCUACAGGAAAACUCGAGAAGAUCUCACUACGAUGGACAAACUGCACAUGGCAUUAACAGAGCUCUGUUUUGCAAUAAAUUACUGCUCCACUAUCAAUGUAUGGGAAUAUACGUUUGCUCCGCGGGAAUAUCUUACGCAGCACCUGGAGAACAGAUUUGCACGAGCUUUAGUCGGGAUGGUGAUGUACAAUUCUGACACUAGCGAGAUUGCCAAACCAUCAGAGCUGUUGGCAAGUGUGCGAGCAUAUAUGAAUGUAUUGCAGACUGUUGAGAAUUAUGUUCAUAUUGACAUCACUAGAGUAUUUAACAACGCUUUACUUCAGCAAACACAGUCAGUGGACAGCCAUGGAGAGAAAACGGUAGCAGCCUUGUACACUCAGUGGUAUUCGGAAGUGUUGCUUCGCCGUGUGAGUGCAGGGAACAUCUGCUUCUCCAAUAACCAGAGGGCUUUUGUGAGUCUCACAGCUGAAGGAGCAAUCCCUUUUAACGCUGAAGAAUUUUCAGACAUCAAUGAAUUACGAGCAUUGGCCGAACUGAUUGGACCGUAUGGUAUGAAGCUUCUCAAUGAGACCCUCAUGUGGCAUAUUGCAAGUCAGGUACAGGAAUUGAAGAAACUGGUUGCAGGAAACAAGGAUGUGCUAGUCGCACUGCGAACCAACUUUGAUAAACCAGAAAUAAUGAAAGAGCAGUUCAAGAAACUUCAACAUGUGGAUAAUGUGCUGCAGAGGAUGACAAUCGUUGGAGUAAUUCUGAGUUUUCGUCAGUUGGCCCAGGGCGCCUUGGUUGAUGUGUUAGAGGAACGCAUCCCAUUUCUUCUGAGCUCUAUUCUUGAUUUUUGUCAUCACUUGCCCAGUGGAGAUGCAAUGAUGGUGAGUGAAAUGGCUUCAGCAGCAGGCCUUGUCUGCAAAGUGGACCCAACACUUGUCGCUGCUUUGCGCAAUCAAAAGAAUGAAACGGAUGAGGAUGAACAUUUGUUGGCAUGUUUGCUCAUGGUUUUCGUGGCUGUAUCAAUUCCUAAACUUGCAAGAAAUGAAAAUUCAUUCUAUCGAGCAUCUCUAGAAGGUCAUGCGAAUAAUAUACAUUGCAUGGCAACUGCAGUAAACAACAUUUUUGGGGCAUUAUUUACGAUUUGUGGACAAGGUGAUAUUGAAGAUAGGAUGAAGGAAUUUCUGGCUUUGGCAUCAUCAAGUUUGUUACGACUUGGCCAAGAAGCAGACAAGGAGGUAAUUAGGAACAGGGAGUCGGUUUACCUUCUGCUUGACCAGAUUGUUCAGGAGUCUCCAUUCCUCACAAUGGAUCUGUUGGAAUCGUGCUUUCCGUAUGCUCUGAUUCGAAAUGCCUACCAUGCUGUGAACAAGCAAGAACAUGCCCAGGCAUAAUGGGGGAGCAGCUUCAGACCAAGCAGGAUGCAUGGGAGACUUAGCAUAUGGACCACUACCUGUUGGAAAUCACCCUGCAGUAGCUGUUUGUAGUCUGUCUGAGGAGGUACUGUGUACAAGCGUUAGAUGUGUGGUAUACUACGUAAGUCGAAAGUAAGUAGACAUUGCCAACAAUAAUUAUUCAGAUGAAUGGGACAAGAUCUGAACUUGAUGUCAGUGCACGUUCUUGAAUAAUUGUAGUGUAGUAUAUUUGUGUAAGAGAAAUUUCCUUACAUGCAGUAUAACAGCAAAGACGACUGGCUUCUGGGUUGUUGCACCGUUUAGUCUCUUAGAAGUUUACUGAUGUUUCAGAGGUGCUUACUACCUCCAUCAUCAGGGCAAUGAGUGAUGGGGCAGAAAACACCUCUGAAACAUCUGUGAACUUCCGUCAGAGUACUCGACACAACACAGAAGACAGCCGUCUUCAUACUCGCUGCAUAAGAACACGAGAUCUCAAAAUUUAUUAAUGUCUGACAAGACAUAAUUACAGAUGACAGUAUUAUAAACUCGUGGCUGAUUUUAUAAGGCCAUUACCAAAGUAUUUUUGUCAUUCUAAGCUUAAGUAGAAUGGUAGUUUUUCAUAAAAUGACAAUUUCUGCUAUAGAAAAUUUAGCUCUUCCCAAGCACAAUAAGUAAACAAAUAAAUUAAUAAAGAAUAUUAUUACAUAGAGGCUGCUUAAAUCAGCAUAUAUUAUCUUAUAUAAAAGCAUUGAUCAAGCGCACAUGAUUUUAUGUGAGUUGCUCUCCCUUGAUCUGGUCUAGUAAGCUUGAACUUCACAGUCUUGUUGUGUGGACUGUAUUUACUGUAUACUUUUCUUAACAUGUGUAUAAGCUUCAGUUCAUCUUUUGGUUACAGCAUAGCCUGUUAUAUAAAUAAGCAUUUUUAUGUAACAUUGAGUUUCAUCAACUGUUGCUUGUAUAAUGGCAUCAUAAAAUGUGCCCUAUUUGCUCAUGCUCACACGCGUGCUUAUUUUUUAAUUAGAAAAUUUAAAAAAUCAAGCUUUUGUAUAUAAUUUGCUUCAAAAUAAAUAUAAUAUAGGAAAUGAAAGAAAGAAUAAAAAAUAUGUGGUAGUUUGUAAUGAAACUGACCCAGAUGCACUCAUAUAUUAAAUGAGUCAGAUGACAGUGUGGUCGAGAGGGAAGGGGGGAAAAAAGAGAGAGAAAGAGCCACCAUUUCUUCGCUUCAUGUUUUGCCUUACACUCACGCUAAUUUUAAUAACAGAUAAUUUAAAAAAUACGUGUUUUAUACACAAGUAAAUAUGGUGUAUAAUUUCUUCUAGGUAAAGUUAUUUUAGAAUCUCUCGAGAAAAUAGAUUCAGUUGUCUGUUUAAGACGCUGAUAGCAAAGCUGUUUCCCGAGGUCAUGAAUGUGAACAAAAGCCGAAAUGAAUACAGAGCUACCACAGCACUGAAAAGGUUAUUGCCCCCCCCCUUUUUUUUUU
This is a messenger RNA of Zootermopsis nevadensis, 5308 nucleotides long. The record is from RefSeq and is a predicted model, not a curated record. NCBI's taxonomy places the organism in Eukaryota, Metazoa, Arthropoda, Insecta, Blattodea, Termopsidae.